CCCCUUGUAGGCUGCUCCUCUUCGUUUUCUUCUCAACUAUCUUUUCUUUUCUUUGUAUGAACGAAAGCUUCAGUGGAGAUAUUCAGUUUCAUUUACUAUGUUUCAUGAUCUUUAAGUUCUAUUCCAAAGUCGUAUGCUAGAGUGAUUAUUUGAUCCAGUCUCUUUCACCGCAUCUACUGCGAUUAUGACUUCUCCCCAUGCAACAGAUGGAAAGCCACCAUCAUCUCUCCAAGCUACUGAGUCUACACCACUGUUGCAUCAAUCUUCCCGUCAAUCAUUAUAUACCAGUCAAGAGGAUACGACUGUAGAUAAGGAUGUUGAUCCAAGCCUGUCCUCAACCCUUUUCGCCCCCGAAGAAGACCCGGCGUUGCUUAGUCUCUCCAGAGUCACCUCAAUCCCCCAGGGGCUCGAUAUUGAACCUAAUCUCGAACGACUCCCUUCUGCUCCCGUGAGCCAGAAACAAGUGCCCGGAGAUGCUGAAGAUGGAGUUGCCGGGGAGCCUACUGGCUAUGCUUCACGGUUCAUCAAUGUCUCACCCAUGAGAUUCUGGCUUAUCUUCUCUGGUAUCAUGAUGGGAUACGUGAUCGGAUUUUUUGACUCCACCCUGAUGGCUUCGAGUCACCCUGUUAUAACCUCAUACUUCCACGCUUCGAACUCCGCAUCUUGGCUAUCGACCGCGUUCCUAUUGACGUCUACCGCUUUCCUCCCGCUCUUUGGGCGUAUUUCUGACACAUUUGGAAGGAAGCCAGUCUAUCUUUUCGCCAUUGCCAUCUUUUUCGUCACAACGGCAUGGUGUGCAGCCGCCCAAAGCAUGUUCAGCUUCAUCGCUGCCCGAGCAUUUUGCGGACUCGGCGCUGGCGGUGUCUUCUCCAUGGGCAUGAUUCUCUCCAGCGAUCUAGUGCGCCUUGAAUACCGAGGCGUUUAUCAGUCCUACAUCAACCUCUGUCUGGGCAUUGGUGGCUGCCUUGGGUUGGCAUUUGGCGGGUUCCUGUGCGACCAAGUGGGAUGGAGAGGUGCGUUCCUCGUGCAAUUGCCCUUCAUCUUUGUUUACUUCAUCGUGGCAGCUUGGACAACCCCUGCCGACCUGGGCUUGAAGAGGGCGAAAACAGAGAGGAAGAGUCUCAUGCAGCUCCUCAAGAGCAUUGACCUUGUGGGCUCGUUCAUACUUGUCGUCGGCGUGACUUCAUUGAUUAUGGGACUGAAUCUGGGUGGUAAUGUGUUGAGCUGGACUCACCCCAUUGUUAUCACGUCCUUGAUCUCAUCCUUCAUCUUAGCUGUUGUUUUUGUUCGCUAUGAGCGGACCGUGGAGCGGGGAGUAAUGCCAAUCUCGUUAUUGGUACAGGAGCCUCGCGCCAGCCUUAUCUUUGGAAACUUCUUCGGCGCCAUCUCCGUUAACACUAUGGUCUUCAAUGCACCCCUGUAUUUUCAGGCAGUCAAGCUAGCUACUCCGACUGACUCGGGUCUCAGGCUAAUUGGCUCAACUCUUGCGGUGACAAUCUCCAGUGUGUCGACAGGCUUCAUCAUCACUUGGACUAAACGGCUUAAGCCAACCAUCAUCUUCGGCGACAUCUUUCUACUGCUCGGUGGUUGCGCUGCCGCUUCCAUGGGCGUUGGUACGCCUGAUUGGCUUGCGAUGGUUUGCGUUUCGCUCUCCAGUCUCGGACAAGGAUGCUCUUUCCCCUCGCUAAUGGUAUCGGUUCUUGCCACUACUGAUCAAGAGGACCAGGCCGUGGCCACGACGACCUUGGGUUUGUGGAGAAACCUCGGAUCGGUGAUGGGUGUCGCAACCAGCAGCUGGAUCUUUCAGAACACCCUCGUGUAUCAACUCGAAGAGAUGGUCACCGGACCAAACAAGGAGGAUGUCAUCCUCCUGGUUCGCAAAUCCGUCCAAGCAAUCGCAAAACUCGAUUCAAUGCAUCAGCAACAAGGUAAGUGAUGGAUAAUGUACCCGUGGAAGUUAGAGGUACUAAACCUUGCCUAGUGAUCGGAGCGUAUGCUGCUAGCCCUUCGCGCUACUUUCUUCUCUGCUGCCAUCUGGGGUGCUCUUAUGCUCAUUCUGCACCUUCGAGCCCGAGUCCCCAGACUGGGAACUAAAGCAUAAGGACUUGAGCUGCUGAUCUGCUACAGUACAUGGUGUUGGCCGGACGAAUGUAGACGGCGAUAAAAUAGACCUCUCUUGCAGCUGCUAUCUUGAACAGCACGUUGCUGAAGACCUCAUUGAUUCACGACUCAAUGCCCAAAAGUUAUGGAUAAAGGUAAUGUUGGUUAAAAUUGCGAGCUUUAUCAAGGGAUGUGAACACUUUACAGACAAUCAUAGAAGUAAAAUUACGAAUUUCUGAAAAGCACCACAUCAUGUAGACUAUGAAAUGAAAUAAUUAAGCGGGACCGUAUC
Messenger RNA from Aspergillus vadensis CBS 113365, 2392 nucleotides. Its product is annotated as putative MFS multidrug transporter. Gene Ontology annotation, biological process: basic amino acid transport; transmembrane transport. Gene Ontology annotation, molecular function: basic amino acid transmembrane transporter activity. Gene Ontology annotation, cellular component: fungal-type vacuole membrane. The record is from RefSeq and is a predicted model, not a curated record. NCBI's taxonomy places the organism in Eukaryota, Fungi, Ascomycota, Eurotiomycetes, Eurotiales, Aspergillaceae. Bases 185 to 1936 code for a protein of 583 amino acids. The transcript has a single exon.